AUGUUUGUUCACUGCAAUCAGCACCACGACACUUGCUCCCUCCUCCUCCUCCCUACCCCUCCGCCCACCGAACCUCUUCCCAUGAUCGGCUGCAGGAAACUGCAGUGCAGAGGCAGCUGGAAGCAGGCGUUCUGCAGCCUGCCUGUCAAGGCUACUGCCGGCAUGACGUACCUUUGUGCUCUCGCAGCUGUCUUAGCCUGCUUCUCGACCGUUUCGGCGAUGCUAUACAUCUGUAUUCUCGGCCUGGAUGAUGUUUACUCGGUGCAGAACAGCCAAAACGUUUACUACUCGAAUGAAUCCCUCGCUGUGGCAAGCGGCGCGCUUGGGGACACAGCGAACACUGCCGAAAGUCCGACAUUGUUGUUUCCGCAGUUACGCGCCAGCGUCGGCCUCCACACCGUUUGCCUCGGUUACAACUGCUUCCUGCGCUCUCGUCUCAGCGGCGUCUCAGCCCUUGUGGCGAAUGCGGCUCAGGGAACCACACGGCGCCGUCUACCCAGAGAACUCGCCGCCGCGUACGAGGAGGCCACAUACCAGUACAUCUUUGGCUUCGACAUAGGUGCGCACUGCGGGACGCCACGGACCAAGAUACAGUCCCUUAGCACCUUCGGCGUGGCGGCAUCGGCGUUGUCGCUUGUAUUGUUGUUCGGACUGCUCGCCGUCAGCAUGGGUCUCUGCUUCGUGGCCGGCACAACGGACUUCCUGGCCAGCGAUACGACAGCCGACGGAGACUUCCAUCUCACCAACGUCGACGCGCUGGACGUGCCUGCAUCGUAUGGGAUGCGCCAAAUCCAUCGGCAUUUGCGAAUGAAAACGCCGCUGCUCCUGAGCGCGGGGAUACUUAGUUUCUUCGUCUUGUGCACGAGCGCUUGUACGAUGGGUGUCACCGUCGCAUUGAACCGGAGCAAGUCAAAAUGUGGGCAGUCUGUGUGCGGGGCGUUUAAGCAGGGCAUGGAGCACUUCUACGAGCUGGCGGACUCCCUCCACGUGAACGUCUCCACACCUCGCACCUACUCGUGCCAACCAGGCACCUCCUACAUCCUGGUUUUCGUUACUUUCUGUAGUUCUGCUGUAUGCCUCACAAUGAGCUCUGCGAUAUUCUUCUGCUACCGUCACUCUCGACACCACGAACAGAUGCUGGAGAUGCGCGAUCAGCUGCGGCGGAUAACGGAGGUGCAGGGUCUCGCAGGUGGCAGGAGUGUUGCCCGUGCGGAGUCGCGGCGCGGGACAGCGUUGGCGAGUAAAUCUUCGUUGAUCGUUUCUGUGAGUAGCCGUUCCCAGGCAUAUUCCGACAUGCACCACAGUGACUUCUGCGCCGACGGCGAACUAGCGCGGCGUCGUUACUUUGGGAAUCCGGUCGAGGGUGCGCAACGGCGCUCUCGCAGCGUUGGCGCCGGCAUCGAACAAUAUCGGCUCCUCAAGCAGUUCAUGGCGGAGGAGGAGCACUGCCGGAGGUAUAUCAAAGUGAUGGAGAGUGGCCACUUUCAAGUAUUCCUGGUACUGCGCGAGACUGUGUGGCUCACCGAAAAGCUUUGCAGACUCCACAAGUUUACACUCAACUGUUUUGUGGGUCCGGCUUUGGAGAUAUGCGUGCGGGAAACGCAGUGCAGGCAGCAGCUCAUUCGGGAGCACGACGCCGGUGUUACCGAGGUCCUCGCCAGCUUACGGGAGGAUGCGAGAGUAGCCUCGUCACAACCCCGUCAACCGCGAGUAGGGGGCGCGGUUCUACAAGAACAGGAGAGGGCAGUGUGGGACGAGCGUGUGCGACGGUGGCAGCAGGUGAGGGCGGACAUGAGUCGUAGCUUUCAGCGCACCGCCUCGCACGCAGCUGCGGAGGCGCCACUGCGGCGAAGGCCGUCUUCCCCGGCGCAUUUGCGGACAGCCUCGUGCGCGGGUCCGAAUAUGGUUGAGUGGUUCCAGAAGCUCGAGCAGCUAGAUGCCACCUCCGUCGACGAGCUUUUCUUGGCAGGCUCACUUGCGGAGCUUCCGCCCAGAAGGAAUGGGCGGCAUCAGGAGGCAUGCACCAGCACCAGUUUCUCCAGCCCCACCCGUACUAGGGCAGGCUUGCUCUUCUCCGGCGGCGAUAGCUUCGCUGCCUGUGAUGUAGCGCGGCCGAACGUGUGCACCGACGGCGCAUCAGCUACUGGAACCGCUGAACCGCACGAUCCCCCGUACGAACAGCAGGGGCGGCUGAACGAGGGCCUCUCUGAGCGACCAGAUAAGCUUUCUCGACAGUCAGACGUGAGCGACGCAAGGCUGGAGUGCAGCGGGAGCGCGUGUGCCAAGGUCGCAGAAAAAGGGAAGCAAAACAAGUCGUUCGAACUGCUGACGAGCCCUUCUGCAACAUUCACGUACUCUCUCCGCGGCAGCGUCUCCCUGGCCCCUUCACCGACACACGCGGCCAGCGAGUCGCAGUCGCUGCGGCCGGCGGUGAGUAUGUCGAACUCCAGCAGCAAAGUCGACCUCAUCAAUGUCGCUGGCGGUGGCAUAAGGCUGCAAACCGUCUCGCACCGCACCGACAACGCUUCGGCUGCUGCGGAGUGGCAUAAGGUGUAG
Molecule: messenger RNA, 2556 nt
Organism: Leishmania major strain Friedlin
Lineage: Eukaryota; Euglenozoa; Kinetoplastea; Trypanosomatida; Trypanosomatidae
Exons: 1
Coding region: 1-2556 (851 amino acids)
Source: RefSeq, a predicted model, not a curated record